Molecule: messenger RNA, 3108 nt
Organism: Lytechinus variegatus (green sea urchin)
Lineage: Eukaryota; Metazoa; Echinodermata; Echinoidea; Temnopleuroida; Toxopneustidae
Product: pre-mRNA-splicing factor PRP46-like
Exons: 10
Coding region: 25-1776 (583 amino acids)
Molecular function (GO): protein binding
Source: RefSeq, a predicted model, not a curated record
UGUAACGUCGGAUUUUUCUUCACGAUGGACGAAGUCGAAGAAAACACUAAUAUUGUUACCGAAAUUCGUAAGCUACGGAAAAAGCUUCGUCAGAUUGAAAAUUUGGAACGUUUGGACAGGCCAUUAAAUCACGAAGAAAAUCUAAAGGUUGCCAAGAAGGGUGCUGUUCGCUCCCUCCUCCAAGAGAAGGUAAAACUCGUUCAAGAAGUCAUCUCCACCACCCCCGAGACUUCAACCAGCACACCAGACUCUGAAACCAAUCCCCCAAUCCCUAAGAACUCCCCAGACCCAAUUCCUGAGGAAGACGCUGAGGGUGGUGGGGAGACCAAGAUGAAGAGAAGUGGUGAUCAUUUGGAGAGUGCUGAUAGCGAGGCAGUCGAUGGAAGACAAGAUGAGAGCAUAAGCCCUGAGAAGAUGAAGAGAGUUAUGGAUGAUGGGAAGGUUGUGACAAGUAAGGGUGGAGGAGAUACCAAGACAACCACAAUACAGGUUUCAGGAGCAGGACAAUCUAAAAAAGCAUCUCAGAAAUCACCAGCAAAGGGUCAGUCUGCGCUGGAGAAUAAGAGAGAGAAAUGGUCAAGGAUGGUAUUCAGUGUCCAGGAUGUAGAUGGCCAUAAUGAUCUGAUAACCAGUGUAGAUUGCAAGGACAAUGUUAUUCUUUCUGGAAGUCGAGACACCACAGUGAAAGCCUGGAACACUAGGACGGGUGAUGAGAGGUGUAGUCUUGGAGGUCAUAGCGGUGCUGUUACAUCUGUACAUCUGCUGACCAGCGAGCAAAACCAAGCAUUAGCAAGUCAUUAUAAUUUUGAAGCCAAUACAACCUGCCAUCUUGCUCUAAGUUCAUCUAAAGACUGCAGUGUGAGGCUAUGGGACUUAGACUCCUCCAAGGAGCUUCGAUCCAUUUACACAUUCAAUCCUGUGACAGCAAUGGCAUUUCUUAAUGACAUUUCUUGUGUAGUGACUGGAUCUGAUGGAGGAAAGGUUGAGAUGUGGGACGUUAUCAAUGGUGAUAACCUCUUCUCUUCUUUAGCGCAUGAAGACCAUGUGACGUGUAUCAAGGUCAGAGGUCAGCGGGUGGUCACUGCAUCCAGUGAUGGGGUCAUCAAACUUUGGGAAUUGAGGGACAGGUCGCUACAUGUCAUCUUUGAGUCAGAGAAUAUCCACAGCCAAUCAGGAACUCUGGUUCAACGACCAAUCAUGUCCUUGGGAUUGUCCGACACUGACAUCUACUAUGGUGACGAAGGAACAAAUAUUAAAAUUUUGGAUUGGAAAAGAGGCAGUGUGAGGAAGCUGAGGAAUCACGUUGGUGAGUUUGGCAGCACCUACUCCAUGCUUCUCACUGAUGAUAUCACCAUGUUUUCAUCUUAUGACCUUGACAAUGGAGUUGGGGCUAUCAAUGUCUUCUCUGCACCUGACAAUCAUUACCUUGCCACACUCUGUGACCCAGAGACGAGCCAGAUUGAGUCCAUAUCUUGCCUUGACCAAUCAAAUCCAUCGAUGUGCUUCGUAACAGCAGGGCAAGAGCUGAGGAUAUGGCGUGCAUUGCCUAUCAACCACCGCAGUUCAGCAGGUGCCAUCUCUGUGACCUUUGACCCUGCCCUUACGAUACCGGCGGAUGAUUCUGAUGACGAGUCAAGUGAGUCUGAGCUGAGCGGAGAUGACGUGAUCAAUAGAGGUUCAACCAGGGGAUCGAACAGGAGAUCAAGGAGAAGAGGGAGCAUUGAUUCUGAGCAUCAAGAUUCUUCCUCAUGGCUCUCAUGGUGUUCAUUAAUAUGAAAUCAUUGUGGUUUGGUGAUCUCUUUCUUGUCUCAAAUAUUUAUAUUGAAAAUGACAUUAUUGGGAUGGGGUAGCAUAGGAAGAAUGACAGGUGAUUUCACCCUCAUCACAGCCUAAAUAACCCCUAAAACUCCCCAAGUCGAAUGCUUUCAUUUGGGGCCAACCGUCUUUUCUUGAGUCGCCCCAAGAUCUGCCACAGACAGUAUUGUUAUAACAAUAGAACAGAAUUAUGAUAGUUGCAUUCACAGCAUAAUAACUUGUUGUGCAAAAAAUACAGCCCUUAAAAUGAAAGAAAUAGUGCCCCCGGAAUAAUAGCCCCGAUGAGAAUAUAAACAUAGCCCCACACCCCUCCCCAGAAUUAUUUCCUACCCUAGUGUGUGUAUGGGGGGAGGGGGUGAUAACACUGUUUUGUUGGCAUUGGUCAUAAAUGCGUGUACUUCAGAACUAUGGAUCAGGAUGGCCAUAUACUAUUUUCAUACAUAAAGGGAUCCCAUAUAAUGCAUUCAUGAUUGGGAGGGGUAUUGAUAAUUGGUCUCAUUUUUAGUUUAAUAACAAGCUAGAUGCAGUUUAAAUGAAAUAGGAACAUAAGGUGUAUUAACAUGAGCAAGCUGCUAUAGAAAGAUGCAUUAAUAUUACAUUUACUAAUUAAACUUCCAGCCAAUGUGUAGAUUGGUCAUGGAUGAGUAAACUGUUUGAUACACAUAGCAAUGCCAGUAUUAUAUCCAAUAUAAAUGUAAUCUUAUCCUGAUUGCUGUUUUCAGAAAUAAGAUGAAAAAAUUGAAAUGUUUUGUGCAUUAUUUCUUAAUAGAUUUUAUGUAAAUAUGAAUGUAAAUAGCUGCAAAGUUUAUGAAUUAUGAAAUUAUAUUAUUGACUUGAGAGCAAGAAAGGAGGAGUAGGGGGGUUUCAGAUUUAUUUUAUAAAGAAUAAAACUGCAGUGUAAAGCUCCUAUGUCUAUCAAUAUUGAGCUGUAACUUUUGAUGUUCAAUAUUCUGUAGAUAAACAUAUUUAUCAUAUCUUAUUUCCAGUGAUCUGGGGCCAAAUUCAUAUUACAUACAUCCCUGUUAACAUCAUUGUAACCAUGGAAACCUUGACUGUAUUCGUCUUCUGAGCCAUGUUACCAUUCCUUCAUUGAAAUAAGUUGUAACUCUAUGAAUUGGACCCCUGUCCCCCUAGAUGUGUUUGUAUUUCUGAAUUUCAGCUGAAGUUUGACAAUUUUCCAAACAUUUUGUUUUCAUGGACCAGUGCAGAAAACAUGACAAGUGUCAGCAUAGACAUAAUUAUAACUGGGUAAUAGUUAACAACCUCAGCACUUCAACAUUUCUCCAGGAGAAA